Anarrhichthys ocellatus (wolf-eel) is the source of this 3889-nucleotide messenger RNA. RefSeq names its product thymocyte expressed, positive selection associated 1 (gene tespa1). The record is from RefSeq and is a predicted model, not a curated record. Gene Ontology annotation, molecular function: signaling receptor binding. The transcript has 12 exons. NCBI's taxonomy places the organism in Eukaryota, Metazoa, Chordata, Actinopteri, Perciformes, Anarhichadidae. The coding region runs from base 110 to 2068 and encodes 652 amino acids.
AGAGAGAGAGAGAGAGAGAGAGAGAGCGCGACGCUGACAGAACUGAAACCUGCGUCCAUGAAGUAGCUUCGACCCCACCCUGCUCCCCGGCUGUCUGUGAACUGAGGCGAUGGAGAGCCCGUCGUCCACAGUGAGGCGGCGAGCCUGGAUCAACAGCAGCCGACAGUGGCCCACUCUGGAGGAGCUGGACCUCGACGGACCGCUGUGCAACCUCCCCUCUGCCUCUAUAGCUGACGACGAUGUCUUUUCUGACGGAUGCUUCACAGGAAAGAUUGAGAACUGGCUCCAGGGUUGUGGGCCAGAUAAGAACAGUCAGCUGAGUUUUGAGUCUGUGCUGAAACCCAACAACUUUGUCGAUGAGCUUAGUCUUGGUGCUGAUGCUUCUUUGUUAAACGUUGGAGAGAGUACAUCUAAAGCUGGCGUCGCACAGCAUCCUUCCUCCAAACAAGGUCCCAGCAGACUCACCAGUACCCCUCGUCAGGGACUAUGUCCGCCGUUGCUGAACUUGGGCCACAGCAUGGCCUCCAGCUGCCUCUCCUCCUCCACCUGCACAAGUACAUCAAGCAUAUCGGAGAUCCUGCAGUUGUGUGCGGAGGAUGCUGAGGAGACGCUGUACGAGCUGGGAUUCGGCCGCGAUGAGCCGCAGGUCACUGUUCGCAUCCCUCCGCGCUUCUUCACCUUCCCUUCUCUGUCUCAGGGCAUCAACUUCCGCCUCUUCCUUGACUCACAGCUACGGCGGAUUCGAGAAGAAGACCCCAGCCUCUCUCUUGCUAGUCGUUUCAGACAAGUGCAAGUGCUCACAGCAAUGGCCAACGCUUUCUACUCCCUCUACUCUCACGUGUCCCGCACCCCUCUACAGAAACUGGCCACACCAGAGUUUACCUUCUCCUCGUCUCCUGUGGAGAGGAUCGAACGCUUCAGGAGCGGCGUCCGCAGCGAGCCACGUUCUCCUGUGGAGAGGCUGAAGGACACUGUCUCCAAGAUGUGUCUCUACACAGGUUCUUCCCGGGGAUCAGACUCCACCUCCCCACAGCCCUCGCCCAGAAAGAGGGCCAGCCUCCCUGAUGUUGUGGAAAUAGUCAUGGAGAAAGUCAAGACUGGAGCCACCAAGAAACUGGAUUUGGGGGUAAAUAAUUGGAAUAAAUCAGCUGUGGAUGUGAGGCUGGUCAUGGAUGGUGAUAAAUGCUGUGACAGUGGGAAAGAGGAGCAAACACAGCUGACCGCGGUGGACACAGACAUUCUUCAAAAUGGAAAUACAAUCCGUCAUAAGGAGAUGAAGGGCAGUAAACAAACAGAUAAUGUUGAUGCCAAUGAAAAUAGCGUCAAACCAGGAGACCUUGACAGCAGGACCCACAUCGAACGAACGUCUCUAGCGUCAUCGUCAGGAGAAACUGUGAUAGAAACAGAUAAUCAGUUUAUUUCAACUCAAAGUGACACAAGGACUACUGAUCUGAAACCAUUUGCCAAGGUUACACAUGAUCUAAUCUGCCCGCAGAUAGUGGAGAGUGUACACCAGGCGCUUUUCUGCUGUCAACACACACAUAGUGCAAAAACAAACACCUCACCUCCUAUCUCCUCUGAGACUGGGAGCAUAGAUAGAUCAUGUCCUGGAUCGCAUAAACCUAAUGUACAAACCGCUUUCUCUGAGCCUGAUGCCGGACAGCUCAGUGCAUCCAGGUCACUCCCUGUCCUGGCCUCUAGCUACGCCCAGUGCUGCAUCACUGUGACUGGCUCGGAGGGGGACGACGUCUCUACUGUCCCACCUGCCCAGGCUUGUGAGGAGCCAUUUAACAGGGGGAAAAGCCGGUACCUGAAUCCACAGACACACCAGGGCCACGGGCAUGACUCCAAAAACCUGCAACAGGUUAACUCCUUUGAGCUGGAGGAGGUGCACAGUGCAGGAGAGGAAGAUUUUGGACAAUUAGAGACUACAAGAACAACAACCUCCCAGUUGUCCAAAGAACUUCAAUACAAAGGUGAGGUGGUCCGGGGCGACAGCAUGCAGUCAGACAGCAGCGGCUACGCAGACGAAGAAGUCAUCCUCUCACUGAACACACUAAGCAGAUGAUUGAACACCAUGUUAAUAACGUUAAAAUGUAGUUACCCCCCAGUGCUCAUAUAGAAUAUAGAACAUUGUAAAUAAGUAAUAAUAUAGUAAAACUGUCUUGAUGAAGUACUGUGUGGACCAUACUUUAUUUAAAUGGCAAUUCAAUUGGUGAGUCAGACAUGUUCAACAGUUGGCAGUAAAAUGUACAAAAAUUUUUUAUUGGAAACAAAUUCAAUGGAGCUCACAUUUUAGUUCAUUGUUUCUCUAAAAACUGUUACUACUACCACAACAAAGAAGUCUAUCUCAAAUAUAUUGUCAAUGGUGUCAGCAACUAAAACUCGUAAAAAAAACAGCAAAACUUCCUUUUUUGAAUUAUCAGAAAAACAAGAUGCAGAUCUGACUUUUCAGAGAAUGAGGUAACACCAAACUCACCGGUGGGAGAUGUACAGAAACUCGGUCAGCCUGCAUUGUGCAAAGGACAUUAUCUUUUCAAGUAGUGCAAACUGUCCACUAUUUUCAAUACAUAUUCCAGCUGAGUGCAAGGUGGGUGGUAACGAACCCUUACACCAAGACACAGCAAGUAGUUGGAGAAAAUAAUCUGGAAAUUCACCAUCAUCAAUUUUCAAACAUCAUUACAGGAAUCAUAGUCACAUUGACAGAAGGGUUCAGAUUAUAAAUGAAACAAUACCAGGCAUAAUGGACACAAAAAACAUCAAGACUCCACAUAAUAUGUAGGUUCUUUGUUUGGUCUGUGAUAUUGAAAGUCAAAAGUAAUUAACAAAGCAGAAGAUUCACAGUACUUUCUCCCUGUUUGUCUUUGUCUUACACUGAAAUGGAUUUACUCUUUGAACAAAAUCUGUGUGCUAAAAGAAGAGUUUUUGAAAAAUAGUAAUUUCAAAACUGUGCUUAAUUAUUUAUUUUUUGCAAAUUCCCGAGUUACUGGGAUUAUUAAUUGAAUUGUAAUGUUAUCCUCACGAUUAAAGACACACACAUUAUGACUACUUUAUCAGUUGCUGCUCUGAAAGCCAUCAACAUGAACCCAACCAACAAGGAAGUUUAUAAAGGGGCAACAUUGCACACAAUUCAUUCAUUCAUUCACAAUUCAUCAAUCAAUAAUUUUCAGUCAUCCGAGUCUCUUGAUCCUUCUGACUAUUUCUACAUUGGGAGUGCCAAAGGGGUAUAUGUUUAUAAAAUUUUAAUUUCAAAAAAACCUUAUGAGGUCCUAAUUUUAGACAAAGAAAAUAUGGGACAAACAGUUUUUAUGGUCCAGAUUAAUAUACAACAAAAUACACAUUUUCUCAAACGAGCUCAUCUGAAAACAGGGCAGUCUUUAAAAUAAUGAUCCUCUGAUCUCUUCAGCAGAGUCCUUUUCUCUCCACGUUUCGGCACAUGGCUGGAAUUUCUUUCUUCCGUUCAUCCUUCAUUGAUCUUGGAUUAAACGAAGCACCAAUACUCGUCGAUUCCACAGCACGAUUUCUACAAGCUCCUUUGACCUUUUGUUGCAUCACAAUUUGUCUGCAGUUAUUUGGAAACUCACUGCAAGAGCACCAUUUAUGAUUUCAGACAAAGACGUGAGAUAUUUAGGAAAAUACAGUGCUGCUUAUAGAUGACUGAAAACACUAAAAAUGCCUUUUAAAGUAAUUUGUGACAAAUAUGCAAAAUGUCAAGGAGAGGGGUACAUGAGUUUUUGGGCAACUAAAUCUUCAUGGGCAACAAUAAGAAAUCCAUGUGGCUCCGGGGGUCAAUUUGGGGACAGAAAAAGUCUCUAUUUCCACAUUUGAGGUAAUUUGCGUUAUUUGAACUCAAUCCAAAAAGUGCCUCCAUCGUCCGAAGAGGAAGUUU